This is a messenger RNA of Salvelinus namaycush (lake trout), 3869 nucleotides long. RefSeq names its product inactive phospholipase C-like protein 1. The coding region runs from base 1 to 3468 and encodes 1155 amino acids. Lineage: Eukaryota; Metazoa; Chordata; Actinopteri; Salmoniformes; Salmonidae. Gene Ontology annotation, biological process: intracellular signal transduction; lipid metabolic process. The transcript has 10 exons. Gene Ontology annotation, molecular function: phosphatidylinositol-4,5-bisphosphate phospholipase C activity. The record is from RefSeq and is a predicted model, not a curated record.
AUGUCGGAGCAAGAGCGCUAUGGGGACGGACUGUGCGACGAUGGAGCUCCGGAGAUCAUCCCGCCGAGAGCGUCCAGGACGGGAAGGCGGAGCGGAGUCAUCCUCCCCAGCCAGGACAACGAUACCAUCGUCCUGGAGGCAGUGAGGGCAGCCCCACGCAGGAGCAGCAUCAUCAAGGAUCCUUCAGUGCACAAGGUGGCCGGCGGGCGCAAGAAGACUGUGUCCUUCAGUAGCAUCCCCUCAGAGAAGAAGGUGAGCAGCGCUGCCGACUGCUUGGCCUUCAUGCAGGGGGGCUGUGAGCUGAAGAAGGUGCGUCCCAACUCCCGGGUCUACAGUCGUUUCUACACACUGGACCAGGACCUCAGCUGCCUGCGCUGGGAGCCCUCUAAGAAGGAUGGGGAGCGCGCCCGCCUGGACAUGGCCACUAUCAGGGAGGUUAGGACGGGGAAGAGCACUGAGACCUUCCUCCAUAACGGACCUGCUGCAGAACAUCUGGCUGAGGAGGCAGCCUUCUCUAUCAUCCACGGGGAUGACUACCAGUCUCUGGACCUGGUGGCUCUCUCCCCUGACGUGGCCAACAUCUGGGUAACGGGGCUGCGUUACCUGGUGUCCCACCCCUCUGUCAUCGGGCAUGGAGGGGGGGCAGGUGGGGGAGGAGGUCUGGGAGAGGGGAGCAUCAUAGGGGAGGGGAGCCUCGGCAGUAAGAUGAGGAGGGAUUGGCUGGCCGCAGAGUUUGCCGAGGUGGAUGAGGAUGGAUACGGGGUCGUCACAGAGGAUACGGCCGUGGCAACCAUCUGCAAGCUGUGUCCUGGGAUCAAGGAAGCUAAGGUGCGUCUGAGGUUCAAGGAGAUCCAGAGGAGCAAGGAGAAGCUGACGUCUCACGUGACGCGUGAGGAGUUCCAGGAGGCCUUCUGUGAGCACUGCACGCGCCCAGACGUCUACUUCCUAUUGGUCCAACUCUCCAAGGACCGCGAGUGUCUGGACGCCCAGGACCUCCGUCUCUUCCUGGAGACAGAGCAGGGCCUGUCUCUGGCCACGCCCGAGGGCUGUCUGGAACUGGUCCGACGCUUUGAGCCCUCCGGCCCUGGGAAAGAGAGAGGUCUACUGGCUCUGGAUGGAUUCUCCCGCUACCUGCAGUCCCCAGAAUGCCAGCUGUUUGACGUGGAGCACCAGGCAGUGUGUCAGGACAUGAGCCUGCCCCUGUCCCACUACUACAUCAGUACCUCCUAUCGGUCCUAUCUCCUGGAUGACCAGGUCCAUGGAAGGGCUGAUCUAGGGGGCCUGACCAGGGCACUGCAGGCCGGGUGUCGGUGCCUAGAGCUGGGGGUGACAGAUGGCCCAGAGGGGGAGCCCCUCCUGGGGGUGGACUAUGGUCCUGAGGCCCACCACCACCACCACCACCACCAUCACCACCAUCACCACGCCCCUGUCACCAUCCGCAGUGCCCUGGAGGUGGUCAAUAAGUAUGCCUUCCUGACCUCGCCCUACCCGCUGCUGCUCUACCUGUGCCACCGCUGUUCUCCCUCCCAGCAGCGUACCUUGGCCCAGCACCUGAGGAAGGUGUUCUCUACACGUCUCUACACCCCUGAGGCCCUGCCGGUCAGCCUGGGGGGUCGAGCCACCACCCUACCCUCGCCAGAGCAGCUGAAGGGCAGAGUGCUGCUGGUGGGGAAGAAGCUACCGCCUGAAGAGGAGGGGUCUGAGGGAGAGGUGUCAGAGGAGGACGAGGAGAUAGGGGGAGGCGGGCCCUUGGCUGGUCGAAGAAUGACCAUACCCGGGGAGGAGGAACUGGGCGCGGUUUUAGUAGUGCCCCCGCCCCCUCAGCCCAGGAGACUCCGCCUCCGACGUGAGCUAUCAGAUCUAGUGGGCGUGGCUAGAAUCGGAAGCCGUAGCUUCUACAACCACCGAGAAACAAGGAAACAAGGACAGCAGCACUCCCCGCCCAGCACCCCCUCCACCCCGGGCACGCCCUUUCCCCCCGAGUCGCCCUAUUGGACGCUGUGCUCCCUGGGGGAGGGAGAAGCGGGACGGCUGGCCAGUGAGAGCCCAGAGGAAUUAGUAAGCUUCACCAAGCGCACCCUGAGCCGUGUCCGGCCAAGCUCCGUCCGCCUGGACUCCUCCAACCCCAACCCCCAGGGCUACUGGAAGGGCGGGGUCCAGCUAGUGGCCCUCAACCAGCAGACCCCCGGGGCCAUGCUGGACCUCCACAGAGGCCGGUUCACCCAGAACGGGGGCUGUGGCUUCGUGCUGCGGCCAGGGGUCAUGAGAGAUGAGGUGUCCUACUUCAGUGCUGUGACCCAGGGCUGUGUGCCUGGCGUUCCCCCUCAGACCCUCAGGGUGAAGGUGAUCAGCGCUCACAGCCUGCCCAAGCCGCAGGGCGCCGGCGCUAAAGGAGAGGUUAUAGAUCCCUACGUGGUUCUGGAGCUGCAUGGGGUACCGGCAGACUGCGCUGAGCAACGGACCCGGACUGCAGCACAGAACCAGGAUGACCCACUGUUUGAUGAGACUUUUGAGUUUCAGGUGAACAUGCCAGAGUUGGCGCUCCUCCGCUUCGUGGUAUUGGACGACGACUACAUCGGAGAUGACUUCAUUGGCCAGUACAGCGUGGCAUUCGAGUGCCUUCAACCGGGCUACCGCAACGUGCCCCUGCUGGGUCUGGUGGGAGACCCCUUGCCCCACGCCAGCCUAUUUGUCCAUGUGGCUGUGACCAAUCGGCGAGGAGGGGGCAAGGCCCAGAGGAGGGGUCUGUCUGUGCGGAGAGGGGUGCGGCGGGGGCGAGAGUACGUGACCCUACGGAACACGGGUAUUAAAGCUCUGGAUGAUACGUUCCGCCCCGCUAGUGCCCCUCUCAAGGAGGCCACGGACUUGCGGGAGGAUGCACAGAGGGCCAGUAUGACUUUCAAGGAGCAUUGUGGGCUCCCCCCAGUGGCCAAGCUGAAGCAGUGCAUCCAGAGCCUGGCCACGCGGCUUCAGACCCCAGAAGGCCCUCCGGUGGCCAGCAUGACCCUGAAGGAUGGCUACCCCCACUUGGAGGCCCUGGGCAGCAUCACUGACACCACGCGCAAACUACUGAGCCACUAUGAUAUGAUGAUCUCAGCCCAGAAGCAGCUGAUUGAGAAGGCAGACGCUGUGCAGGAGAGGAUUGCACAGGUUCAGAGAGAGGGAAUGGAGUUUCAUGAGGAGCUGCCUAGGCUGGGAGAGAAGGAAGGGCUGAAGGGUCGCAAGCAGAGCAAAGCCCUGGAGAGUUUCACCUGGAACAUCACUGUACUCAAGGGUCAGUGUGAUCUCCUGCAUGGUGCCAAGGCAGACUCUCUGGAUGCUCUGAGACAGUUGGCCCUGGCCUGUGAAGCCUGUGGCUUGACCUCUACCACCUCCUGCGGUCCCUCUGACCUCCUCUACACCCCUCACGGCAGGAGGGGCAGCACUCAGGAGAGAAGGGGCAGCACCCAUGGCAAUGGAAGAAUCUGACACACCCAACCUACCAGAGAGAGGGAGGGGGAGACAGGGAUGGAGCGGAAGAGAUGGUGACACCCCCCAAAAUCCCAAACUACCAGAGAAAGGGAUGGAGGGGAUGGGGACAGAGAGAGAGUGGAAUGGUCUAGAAUAGAGGCCAGAGCCUAUCCCUUUAUCCAGAAUAAAGUAGCAAGACUACUGAAGAAUGGUUGCAGUAAUUGGCCAGCCUUACUUUGUGUUCAUCAGUCCUGAGGCUUUUUAACAAAACAUGAAUGUUCUUACGUUACGUAAAAAACACUUGUGCUUAUUUAACAAUGUGAUCUUGGACUUAAUAUAACUUUCUCAAUUUCUUUCUGAUGGAAAAACAUCAGAAAGUUUCACUAAAUGAAAUGAAACAUCAGAAAGUUUUCACUAAA